Paraglomus occultum is the source of this 248-nucleotide messenger RNA. The record is from the annotation of a GenBank genome assembly. Lineage: Eukaryota; Fungi; Glomeromycota; Glomeromycetes; Paraglomerales; Paraglomeraceae.
GGCCAACUUGGGACGCAUUUGCUUACAUUAUCAGGCAACUGUUCUUGGUUAAGACAGUCAUGCUGAGCAAAUCUAUAAAAUCUCUCGGUGCGGGUGCGGAUGUUUUGCUAAACGAUCUUUCUUUUAACCCUGACAUUCGUGUUGUGGAUAUGACGGCAGAGCAGUUCAUCGAAGUUGCAGAGAUUUUCGACGAAUGGCCACAUCGUCCUUCCACUUUACUUUUGACUGAUAUUGACAGUUUUGAAUGA